Capsicum annuum is the source of this 1576-nucleotide messenger RNA. Its product is annotated as receptor kinase-like protein Xa21. The record is from RefSeq and is a predicted model, not a curated record. NCBI's taxonomy places the organism in Eukaryota, Viridiplantae, Streptophyta, Magnoliopsida, Solanales, Solanaceae. Gene Ontology annotation, molecular function: protein kinase activity; ATP binding; protein binding. The transcript is spliced from 2 exons. The coding region runs from base 1 to 1557 and encodes 518 amino acids. Gene Ontology annotation, biological process: protein phosphorylation.
AUGCUUCCUGCCUUCACGGGGAACCUUUCCACCUCUCUUCGAAGUUUUUACGCCAACCUUUGCAAAAUAAAAGGGCGAAUUCCAAAUGAAGUUGGAAACUUAAGCAGCUUAAUAGAGCUUAAUCUUUCUGAAAACUACUUGGUGGGACCCAUUGACACAUCAAUUCAUAACAUGAGAAACCUUCAGCGCUUUUACGUGAAUAACAACAAAUUUACAGGAUUUAUUGGAGAUAAUCUAUGUAAAUUACAAAGAUUGGGUGCUAUUUACUUGGGUCAAAAUCAACUUUCAGGAUCUCUUCCGAAUUGGUUAGGGAACGUUACUUCCCUUAGAGAGAUACAUCUGAGUUCCAAUAUACCAUCAAGUUUAUGGAAUCUUAAGGAUCUAAUGGUUCUUGACUUAUUGUCAAAUAACAUGGUUGGUUCAUUACCUCCAGAAAUUUGGAAUCUAAAGGUUGUCACACAGAUAGAUCUGUCAAUGAAUCAAUUCUCAAAUGGAAUUCCACGAGAAAUUGGAGGAUUGCAAAAUCUGACCUUUCUCAUAAUAAUAUAUCUAGAAUCAUUGGAGAAACUUCAAAACCUGAAGUAUUUCAAUGGUUCCUUCAACAAACUGUAUGGUGAAAUACCCUCGGGAGGUCCUUUCAAGAACCUCUCGAGUCAGUUUUUCAUCUACAAUGAAGCGUUGUGUGGUUCUUCAAUAUUUAGUGUCCUGCCAUGCCCCACUUCAUCAAAGCACAGAUCAAAUAGGAAAAAAUUGCUAGUUCUUUUUCUUUUGCUCGCAAUUGCAGUUGUAUUUGUUCCUUUGAAAUUUGUGAUCCUAUGGAUAAGGUAUAGAAGAGGUAAAAGUGUUCCUCAGCAAGCUGACAUAUUGUCUACCGCAUCAAGAGAAAGGAUUUCAUACUAUGAACUUCUCCAAGCAACCAAAGGGCUUAGCGAGGGUAAUCUGAUUGGUUCUGGAAGUUUUGGAUCGGUUUACAAAGGCAUUCUCAGAAAUGGAACUGCCAUUGCAGUUAAAGUGUUCAACCUGCAACUGGAUGCGGCAUUCAAGAGUUUUGAUUCGGAAUGUGAAGUUUUGUGCAGCCUUCGCCAUAGGAAUCUCAUAAAAGUCAUUACUAGUUGUUCCAAUCUUUAUUUCAAGGCUUUAGUGCUCGAGUAUAUGCCUAAUGGAAGUCUUGAGAAGUAUUUGUAUUCGCACAACUACUUCCUUGACACCAAGCAGAGACUUAGCAUAAUGAUAGAUGUGGCAUGUGCUUUGGAAUAUCUUCACCAUGGGUGCUCGUUGCCUGUGAUUCAUUGUGACGUGAAGCCUAGUAACGUCUUGCUGGAUGAAGACAUGGUUGCGCACCUAAGCGACUUUGGCAUUGCAAAAUUACUUGGUGAAGAUGAGGGUUAUUUAUACACUAAAACCUUAGCAACAUUAGGUUAUAUUGCGCCACGUAUGUCUCUUAGUUUUGCUGGUUACUCCUUUCUUUUUUUCCCACCUAGAAAGUAUAUUGCAUCUUUAGAUGAAUUGUUUGACUGUAGAGUAUGGACUGGAUGGACUAGUGUCUACAAAUUGUGAUGUCUACAGUUAUGGUGUC